Molecule: messenger RNA, 1209 nt
Organism: Procambarus clarkii (red swamp crayfish)
Lineage: Eukaryota; Metazoa; Arthropoda; Malacostraca; Decapoda; Cambaridae
Source: RefSeq, a predicted model, not a curated record
AUGAAUAUUAGCAUACUGGCACCUUGGCCUCCACAGCACCUUGGCCUCCACAGCACCGUGGCCUCCACAGCACCGUGGCCUCCACAGCACCGUGGCCUCCACAGCAACGCGGCCUCCACAGCACCGUGGCCUCCACAGCACCGUGGCCUCCACAGCACCGCGGCCUCCACAGCACCGCGGCCUCCACAGCACCGUGGCCUCCACAGCACCGUGGCUUCCACAGCACCGUGGCCUCCACAGCACCUUGGCCUCCACAGCACCGUGGCUUACACAGCACCGUGGCCUCCACAGCACCGUGGCCUCCACAGCACCGCGGCCUCCACAGCACCGUGGCCUCCACAGCACCGUGGCUUCCACAGCACCGUGGCCUCCACAGCACCUUGGCCUCCACAGCACCGUGGCCUCCACAGCACCGUGGCCUCCACAGCACCGUGGCCUCCACAGCACCGCGGCCUCCACAGCACCGUGGCCUCCACAGCACCGUGGCUUCCACAGCACCGUGGCCUCCACAGCACCUUGGCCUCCACAGCACCGUGGCUUACACAGCACCGUGGCCUCCACAGCACCGUGGCCUCCACAGCACCGUGGCCUCCACAGCACCUUGGCCUCCACAGCACCUUGGCCUCCACAGCACCGUGGCCUCCACAGCACCGUGGCCUCCACAGCACCGUGGCCUCCACAGCACCGUGGCCUCCACAGCACCGUGGCCUCCACAGCACCUUGGCCUCCACAGCACCUUGGCCUCCACAGCACCGUGGCUUCCACAGCACCGUGGCCUCCACAGCACCUUGGCCUCCACAGCACCUUGGCCUCCACAGCACCGUGGCCUCCACAGCACCGUGGCCUCCACAGCACAGUGGCCUCCACAGCACCGUGGCCUCCACAGCACCUUGGCCUCCACAGCACCGUGGCUUCCACAGCACCGUGGCCUCCACAGCACCGUGGCCUCCACAGCACCGUGGCCUCCACAGCACCGCAGCCUCCACAGCACCGUGGCCUCCACAGCACCGUGGCCUCCACAGCACCGCGGCCUCCACAGCACCGCGGCCUCCACAGCACCUUGGCCUCCACAGCACCGUGGCUUCCACAGCACCGCGGCCUCCACAGCACCGCGGCCUCCACAGCACCGUGGCCUCCACAGCACCGCAGCCUCCACAGCACCGUGGCCUCCACAGCACCGUGGCCUCCACAGCACCGUGGCGCCACUAA